This is a messenger RNA of Parnassius mnemosyne (clouded apollo), 588 nucleotides long. NCBI's taxonomy places the organism in Eukaryota, Metazoa, Arthropoda, Insecta, Lepidoptera, Papilionidae. The record is from the annotation of a GenBank genome assembly.
AUGGGCAAUCAAUCUAAUUAUUUAUCAAUAUCCGAUAUAUUAGUAACUAACGAAAAAGUACCGUGUAAAUUUUUGCACGAUUUGCCUAAAAUGGGAUUUUUAGACCCAGCAUCAACUGAGGAUGAUUUAAAAACUGGAACUAAUGUCGAAAUUCCGUUAUGGUUAGCGGAGUCACUAUAUUCUCGUAGGCCACCUUUAGUUAGCGUAGACUUACCUAAAAUAUAUAAAGAAGCAUACAGAGAAAUAUUAAACGCAGACGCCUGCACAGUAGAUUUACAUAAACUAGGGCAGCAUUUUUAUGAACUUGGAUGCUAUAUUGCAAAACAUGAUAUAAAAGGCGAAGUCGGUAAUACAUUAGUUAAUACCUUCAGACAGAGAUUCAGAAUGAUAUUGUCGGCUAGUGCAUCGACAGAUUCUAUUAGUGCUUUGCAACCACUUUCUGAUACUGAAAGAGAGCGCACAGCUGGAGCUGCUUCAACUGAAAAGGCACUAUCAACUUGGUUGAAAAGAGGAGACUGUCCACUGAGUACUGCAAAUAUGGUAGCCAGUCAUCGGAAACGAAAAAGAGCUGAAAUGGAAAUGCUUUAA